GUAAAAAAAUUGCAUAACCGACAAGGUACAUAACUGGUGUAAUUCGAUCAAGAGGUGACAAACGAAUUUACAUCUUAUUAUAGUGUGUCUAGUGCGCGUGACUCGUGCAAAGAACAGAUAUCAAUCAAAGUGCAUGCAAGGGACGCUUUUAUCAAAUCAUUUACGUCCAAGUUCAAAGCGGGCAUAGUUUUGAGUCGUGAUGUCCAUGUAUCCUUAUCCCGCCAACUCGCCUGCCGCAAACAACAACAUGAUCGCUCCUAUGUACGGAAAUCAAGGCUACGAAUUUUAUCGACCCGGCGCGUCUCCUUACUCUUCAGUUCAUUUUCCCGUUUAUCCCGCACACGGACAGUAUCAAGCGAGGCAAGAUCGUCUUUAUCCUCCUAUUCCACGCACUCAACAUGUGCCGCAUCAGAGACACGAGAUGGUCAAGCCGCCGUAUUCCUACAUCGCGCUGAUUGCUAUGGCUAUCCAAAGCGCGCCAGAGAAGAAAAUAACACUUAGCGGAAUAUAUCAAUUUAUCAUGGACAGAUUUCCGUAUUAUAGGGAGAAUAAACAAGGCUGGCAGAACUCUAUUCGACAUAAUCUCUCCCUCAACGAGUGCUUCGUAAAAGUGCCGAGAGAUGAUAAGAAGCCUGGCAAGGGAAGCUUCUGGAGUCUGGAUCCCGAAAGUUUGAACAUGUUCGAGAAUGGAAGCUACCUGCGAAGACGAAAGCGCUUUAGGAAGAAGGACAAGGCAACAUCAGAAAGCAGCAACAGCGCCGAGAAUCAAGACAAAAAGGAGCAUAGCACUUCCGCCGACACAAAGACAACAAGCUCUGAAAACUCAACAACAACUUCCGCUCCACAAGAAAAGACUAAGGAGCGUGAAACGCUGUCAGCUAGCACGCAGACCGCUCGGGCAGAAUCACUCGAGUCAGCUUCAAAAUCAGAGGGUAAAGUGACGCCUGCCGCCUCAAAGGCCAGCCCACCGUCCUGCAAACGAGAGUGCAUGGUAAGCUCUGAGGAGGGUGAGCUUGCAUCAAGUAGUUCUUCUAAUGAUAUCAGCGGUGAACAUCCUCACGCUCCGACGCCGCCGUCUUUCCCCACAGUUCCACCGUGCACAAUUUACGAGAACGCAUACGGGUUGAACUACCCCUCCUAUCCACAAAACGGGCAACAAGGCAGUGGCAGCUACUCCAGCACACCGUACGCAGUGUGUCACUCUCCUUCCUACGCCAGCUCAAACACGCCCAAUGGCAGGGCUUACGUUCACCGCUAUGAGCCUCCGAUGAGUCCCGAGCACCCUCCUGUUGUCCAUGGCCGAUACUCACCUCAUUUGAGCCACUACAAUCAGCAAGCUACACAGAGCCAGCACGUAGAAGAGGUGCAAGUACACCGCCAGCAAUACGCAGCGGACUACGAACCAGCGGCUAGAGCGGGACAGUGGUACUCUUCUUCGAGCUACCCGGGCAGCGAGCCGCCGGUUUCCAGCGCCCACAACUGCUUCCCAAAUGUACGCGAGAUGUUUGAAUCGCAGCGACUGAUCGCUCCAGCUGGUGGACAAGCUGUACCGGCGGCCAUGCAAGCCACUCAAGGUCAGUUUGGAAGUACUAGUACUGCUUAUCACUCGGCAAACGCUGCGUCAGUGCCUCAGUACUCUCUUUGAUCUUUGAUUGUGCACUGAACUAAGAGUAUUUUAAGACAAGACACUGUGGAUAGGCGUAGCACCUUUCGGGGCGAAUAUAUUUGUAGCCACUUAGUGUUUUGUACGAUUUGCUGAGUAGGAACUGAAUACUUAAGACAGAUGUAAAAAAAAGAGGAAGACUAUUUGUGACCAUUCUUGUAGGCGAGGUGUUAUUUAGAACCGUGACGACAAGAAUAUACUAUAAAAUUUUGCGCGAUCUAAAGUUUGCACCAAGCGUUGGCUUUUUUUUCCUCAUUGAUUUUCGAGUUUCGUUCUUAGCGCCAAGUGUUUGACAGUUGAUUUGUGUACCGGUGAAGUUUGUUUUUAGUCAGGCUUAAGGGCAACAAGCGAUGUUUUCUUUCUACUCGCCCUUCACAAGUGUUCCACUGUGUCGCCCACAGCGCUCACAGUAUGAGAGAGUAAUCAAUCGAGUCCAGCUAAAUACUUCGUCAUCAAACCCGCUUUUCCAAACCGCAAGCUGCCAGUCGUGAAGACCAGCACGCAAGUAAUUACGGAUGUUUUAUGCGUGUUUAAAAAUUUUGAGCCAAAAAGUGUUGCAAACCGAUGGAGAGGUAUUCAGUGCGAGGGUGUGUUUAAAGAACUGCGUGCAAAGGGAAGCUUUGUUUUGUAAUCAAACUUAUACCAGCAAUUAUGUCAGUGAUUAUAGUGAUAGCUAGCCUAGAGCAGCCUUGUAAAUUAACGCGUAGAACUAAAUGUACAUAGCCCUCAGAGAUUUUGUUAUAUUUAAUGAUGUAGAGCUAUUUUUUCCAAUCUGAUUUAUUCUUGAUAUAAAAUCCCAAGAAAAAAGCAAAAGCGAUUAGUUUUUCUAAGACAAAAUAGACUUUGUGUACAUGAUUGUACUCAUACUUUUGUUCGCACUUUUUUCACACCACUUAGUAGUCAAGCUGUACAGACAUGAUUUGCAUGCAAUUUUACAAAAUAAAAUUGAGGAGAUUUGACAACUCUUGCACACAUUCUUGCGUUCUUCGUGUGGAGUUUGUUAGGUUUUGUCCCCAAGUGCAUGAUUUCGUUGGAUUAGCUAAUCAAUCACGCACUUUUUUCGGUCACAUUUACCUGUGCGCCCUGAUCACAACAGGUUAGUUCAACCUUUAACGCUGAAAGCGAUGAAACCUACUGUGAACCCGUUCAAAAACCAAAACCAACGCAAAGAAUUUCAUGCGAAGAACGAAGCAGGGUCUCGAGAUAAAACGUGAGAAAUUCCACAAGUCUCCAACAACGGUAUUAAAAGCUUAAAGCCAGCUAGAUCUCUUUAUUGGUUUCACCCCUUCUGUAAUCCUAUGACUCAUUUGCCUCCAUCGCAACUAAGCUAGCAACAGGAAAGGGCACAUUUUUAAUUUUUCGACUCCAUAACAUUCACGCAAGACGGAAGGCAUGGGAGAAAUUGUCUGUAGCUUUAAUUGCCGUUCGCUCGGUGUGGUCGUGAUAUCUUUACGCGUGCCGCAAACCACUUGCUGAAACCUUGAUAAGGCGACCAAACUUUUCAUCAACACUGAAUUCUUGCGGCAAACCAACUCUUUUUAUUAUCAAACAAUGGUAGAUCAUCAAACGCGACUGUUCGUUGUUGCGUUUUCUGCUCUCUCUCCCCACAUUGAUAGUUUGUCCACAGCAGGGUGGGCAUGAUCGGAAGAUAGAUAACUUACGCUAACUUAAUUUAACUUGAAUGAUAUUAUCUUUCGUAGUCCAGGCGCAAAAUAACUAGGGGUAACUUCUUUUAACUUCUCCCUACUACUACAUUUACGGUACAUUGUUCGGUACAAUGUUUUACAAUUUCCUCAGCUGCGCGUACUAUUUAUAAACGUUAUAAUCGAUAAGUUUAAAUCGUGCAUGGAUUUGUUGUGUCAUGAUAGAGUGUUCCGGCCUCUGACUUGACUGAAGUGAUCCAUCAGUCCUCCACCCCUCUUCUCAAUUCAGUCAACCCUCCAUGUAAGGAGGAUCUUAUGCACAGUGCAAAGGGAAUUCCAUGUUUUUGUUUUUAGACCGAAUGUAAAGAAAAUCUUGUAAGGGAAGGAAGUGUACUGGGGAUGUGGUCCUAGAAAAUUUCUUGGAUCAGAAGACUGAUGUUCUCAUUCUUCUGAUUAUUCCCCUUUUCCCUCUGGAACAAACUGUACGCGUUUAUGUUUCCUAAAAAUGCUAAAUCUGUAGCAGCUAUUUGUAGUUGUGGUUCUAAGCGCCGGAAAAUUUGAUAAAGCUACUACUAAAAUUCCACAGAAGAAUAAAAAAAGAUUACUGAGAGGGUGUCAAAUGCUCGAAGAUGGAAUGGGUACACUUAGCACCGUUAGAAGUACAGGAGUUGAACCUACUCACUGUACCAAGCAACCAAAAAUUAAAAUCCCUUGAAGAAACCGCGUAAUAAAAUUUUACGUGAUGAUUCAAUGAUGGCGCUCGUGAUAUUUUGGGUGAUUGAUCUCUCUCGUUCAUGCCACUCCCUUGCUCCACAUUCAAAUCAAUCUUGGUCGUCUGUUGGUUGUUGUAAUCCUUCGUCGCGACCAGCUGAAAUCCUUCUUAACGGUUUUGCCUCAUCUUAAUUUGUUUGAAACUGGACCCGAUACUUCCAGAAAUGCAGACUAUGACGCACAUUUUCACAACAGAGCCAGCAUAAAUGAUGAAUUGAACCAUUUCCUCCAUGCAUAUAGGUUUAUUUACACACAGAGACCACACACUUCAUUAUCCUGUGGUCUGGUUGUUGAAAUUAAGGUUCAUUUGAAUGCGUACCCCGCUCAAUGUUCAAUUUAUAUUGUAAUAUCCUAAGCUAUCCAAAGGAGCUCAAACAGGCCUAACCGUUCGUUUUCUUUGGGCUCUCAAAUGGAAACCAUAUUGGAUUUCGAGUUUAUUUAUCGAUUUAAUCGUUGCAUGAAGAAACAACAAUUCUUACACUGCUUUAUCUAUAAAAAUAGCUGUUUUUCAAUUUUUCAACCGAGACAUAACAUUAAAUAAGUUCGGUAAAUAUUUCUGAUUACAAAAUCAGUUGUUAAUAAACUUCUAGGAAGGCGAACUCUCUUUGAAGUUGAUCACGGUAAAUGUGUAGUUCUGAGAUAGUUUAGGACAGGCGUCGUCAGUAAAGUCCUGACUUGGUUACAACCCUCGUAUACAAGUACAAAUACGUUAACAUCACCGAUACAAUUAUGAUAAUCAGAGUCGAGCAAAAGCCAUUUUAUUUAUGUGCAGUUAUUUUAUCGACCUGUUUCGAGGCACAAUUAGAGAAAAAGAAUAGACCUAGUCGUUGCAUUGAUUUAGAGCCGGUUCCACAACGGAGGGUUCGUUGCUGCUUAUGUGACGCAUCGCCGAGUCUCUUCGUUAACAUCCUUUCUCCUCCGAAGAGACCCAACCUAAAAGUUAAAAGACAAAACCGUUUUGCGCCGUUCGGAAGCACCACUAAGUUCUGCUCAAUAGCUUACAAUUGAAUGGUUACUGGGUUUUAUCCGAGGUCUAAAAAAAGUUAAAGCAAUAUUGACCCUUGGAGUGAAAGAUUUUUUAACACUUCAGACCUUUAUUUCUAUAACUCAACUAAACUGACGAACAGUUGUCUUCCAGAGACUGAGGUGUUAUAGAACCAAGAGACAAGAUAAUUGUUAAAGAUUCUUUAUUUGAAAGCUCACAAGACUGAAAAUUGCCGUCAUGGCCAGAAAUGGAAAUCAAUCGUAUACUAAAUCAAUCUUGAAUGUUUGUUUGUAACGUUUACCUGAUUCCAUCGUCAAUUUAGUCCACAUAAAGGACUUUGUUUUGAUGCUGUAGCUCAGUGACGAUAACAUUACUUUUUUCCAAAACCUAGCGUUUUACUUUCCUAAUCAGUAGGACUGUGUUCCAUGCACGUAUAUAGUAAAUUGUGUUUCUCGCUAGUAUCAAGAGAGGAUUGCUUAGUAUUUAUUAAUUAAUUAGCAUGCCAUUUAUUUGUUACACAGUUUAAUUCAGGAGCUGUAGAAAUGUUCUUCAUCAGUAUUAAACCGUUGUGAACCUCACUUUCCCAUGACAGAAACCAGAAAAUCCGGCUUCUCCAGCUAUGCCUUUUCGGCUCUUGAUUUUGGUAUUUACAUCACUUCUACCCGUUUCAGUUUUGCCACAGAAAUUCCACAUAUCCCAGAAUGAAACCUAAGUGCAGCAACGUUUUUAGCGACAGAAUUUAUUUUAUGUGGAAUUUUGUCAAGGUAACGUAUCCGUGCGCAUAUUUUUAUCUAUAAGAAGUUAAUGGCUUGAAAUAAUCUGAAGUCAUCCCCUCUAGGAAUUUUAAGGAUUUAAAUUAUUCUGAGGCAUAAUUUAGAUCAUUUUAAAUAACUGACCACACAACGCAUUUGCUUGCAUAUUUUUGGCACAAAUGUAAAAUCCUUCAAAGUAGCAAAAACUGAGUUAUCUCGCCUUCUAUUUUGAAGAGAAAACGUGAUGUAAAAGCAAGUUAUGGCACUGAAUCGACUUUAUAAGAUCAUGUACCCACAUCAGGUAGCCACGUACGUCUUGGCCGCAUACACGAACCUCGUUCAAAGAUACUUUACAGAACAAUCAAAAUCAUUGAAAUGAGUUUCGCUGACUAGCUUACCUCGCGAAAUUUGUUUCUAAACCUCGUGGUUUUUGUUAGUCUUGCAAAGAGUCUGCGUUUUGUUAGCCAGAGUUAAUGCUGGGCUGUCGUUCGGGUGCUGUAAAGCGGUAGAUUAGAUGCACAUUUUGAGAUAACGUCCUGCAGUGCGCUCAUAACAGGUCGGUCGGUCUCUGUUAGUAAUUAUUCGGUAGACUGUCGCUAUUAGCUGCUGGUUAAUUUUAGCUUUCUACCUGUUUUCCGCGUGAUAAAAAUCACCAAUUUCGUUUCCACAGCCCUGCAUUGUCCGCGCGAAAAACCUCUCUGUGGGUUUGUAUACCCGAUCGAACUACAUGUCGAUUGAGAGAAUCCACCGGGCAGGAUUUGUGCCAAGUUUAUUUGUUGAGCAAACAUGGCCCAAAGUGCUACAAAAACAGUGUAACUAACUUAGCGGUUCGCUAUCUAUUUAGACUGUUGGAUGUUGUUAAAUAAGAUCAGUAAAGAAUGUCUCAAGAAGGACGUUUUGCUCUCGAGACGUUUGUGAAGCCUUCUUGAACGUCGUGUUUUCUGUAGUUAAGUAAGAUGUCGCUAAUUGAUCUAAAUUACUUCGAUGGCGAGGAAGUUUUUUAUGAGGAGGAUUUGGGCAGUCGAAGAUAAACAGCGCUCGUGUCUUAGUUAAGCGAGGAAAAUGUACAGAUUCAUCCACGGCAAUGUUCUGUUAAUUCUCAGCUGUGGGUGCACGGAAAGGAAAAUGGAAGACCGAAAAUUUCCUCAAUUUUAUGUUCCAUGACCUUUUACUGUUUUCUGAUUCGGUUACUAGGACAUCGUUUUGUAUUAAGGAAACACUUCAUUAGGGAUUUACACAAUUUGUUGUCAAUUGUGUGUUACAAAAUAUUUGUAGCUGUGAACUUUUGCGCGAUUCCAGUUAAGCCUAUAAACACCUUUUACAAGGCCUCCCACUGUAUCUCUAUCAAUCUGUUGUUGCAAGCUUUCAGUUUUUAGUUGUGUAUGAAAACACUUAUAAGCACAUUUUGAAUCAAUUCACGAUGCAUAGCGGAUGAACGCGCUCGUUCUGUCCUUGUUGCCGUAAUUGAAGUUAUACGAUUACGCGCAGUCAAAUGACAGAUGGUAAUGACGAGUUCAGAGAACCGCCAGCAAUUAAUCUGGCAGAUGAAAGAUGCAGAAGUUAUUUCUGGCUUGAGAGACCCUGUUCUUGUAUCAACGUGUUCUAGGGCUUCCGAGAUAAAAUCGCUACUGAAAAUAACAAUCUCCAUCGACUUAUAGCAAAUCUGCUCUGUGGCAUCGACACGUCGAAGCAUGCGUGUCUUUUUUAAAAAUCCAUUACAGUAUCCAUUUUUUUUUCGGCUGGCAGAAGUUUUACUCGUGUAAGAAGAGAAACCGGCGGAUGUCCAAGCAAUUACUUUACGACAGAACUGUUAUCUUACUUUGGUGGGUGGCAUUCUCAUUAGAGAAGAAGUAAAUGGCUCGGUUUGCGCCAAAAAAUCCGUCUUCGAUAACACUGGUAUGGCGUUAGCUUCCCUACUUUCUUAGAUUGCAAUGAUUUCGUUUUAGGUUCUAGCCUGUCGUGAUCUUUCUAUUUUAUGCUAACUUGUACCGCGUUGUUUCUCAUUUUGGGAAAUGAAGGAUAUGGAAAGGUUAAUGGCAAAACGAGCUGUCUUAGGCGUUAAGUAUCGCACUCCGCUGUAAUUGGCUAUUAGUCAUCAAAACACAACAGUGGGCCAAAGGUUGCGGCUAACGCAUCAAUUAGUGUUUAAAUCCUUUGACAAAUUAGCCUUUCAUGAACGUAACUCUAGAAGCAGAUAUGGUUUCUUUGCAAAAGAAAAUAAGCAAAAUGCUUCGCUUAACGUUUUGGAGAAUAUCAAGUGACACUCGACUCCAUUGUGAUAUAGCGCGUUAUCACAACGGCUGCCCUUCAAAUCGUUGUGGUUCCUGAUUCUUUGAACACGUGUUGCAUUAAAAUCAAAAUGCGCAGACUGCUUUCAGUGUGUACGCCAUUAUGCCGGCGAGAAGACAUGUGCUGGCGGCUUCCAGUGGCCGGCCAUAUUUGAAGUUCAGAGUAUAAUAUAAAAGGUACACGUGCUGGAAGCGAUCGAAGACAAAACGCUCCAUCAUGUGGUACAUUAACACAUCUGCUCAUUUCAACGUCUUAAAAGGCCGCUUUUCAAAAACUGAAAGAUUACACGCUCGUUAUUGGUAUGUCUUGUAUCGCAUCCGUGAUCUUUUGAUGCCUUAUCGGUACUGCUCAGUUCACGUCAAAUGGUCACGAUGGAUUCACGUCAAAACCUGACUGGUUUUGCACCAGUGUACAUGUAGCGAAAUUGUUUCAUGAACGUUUUUAGCAGACUCUAGAACUGGGUGAGAGGUUUCAAAUGAGAUGCACUGAGCAGAAAAAUUGGGCGUUGCUUUCGGUCAGGCGGAAUUUUUUUCCAUUGCUGGAUAUCUUUAUCUCUUUAUCACCAGUUAGCGGCUUUCAUUUUUAAAAGCUUCACAAAUUGAUUGCUAGCCUUCAAGAGACAGAAAACACAUCUGCUUCGCUGUGCGUUCUCAGAGUACCUAAAUGACAACUAGAAAAAAUAAUUUACCAAUCUAUUUUGGGAAAGUUCCUUUUUAUUUUCUCUCAUUUCUUGAAGGACUUGGUGAAAAUCGUGCCUGUAUUUAGUUAUAGCUUGUUUGCUUUGAUAAAGAAAUCUCAUCCCUGUGACUUUAUUUUUAGUUGGCUGACAAAAUUAUUUUCUCUCUCCUUCAAACCGACCUAAAUAGGAAGUUUAAACAUCGUUUAUUUUACCUCGACGAAAACUCGUGAUUAACUCGUGAGAAGUUAUUUCCGGAUUCUUGCCAAAUGCGUCAGGUUAUGAGAAGGCAUGGCCACUGACGUGGGUCCAACAUAGGUGUGUCUUGCCCCAUGCCCAUUGAUGAAAAAUGUUGACAUAUUUACAGAAGGGUUGUGGGCGGGUUGAGAGUGACUGUUUGGCUAGAGUGUCAAACGAUUGCAAAACUGGACCUACUAAAUUCCAUUCUAAGAAAUAUACCAAGUUGAAUAACCUAAUACAGGGCAUGUUUCUACAGGUUCAAUCGAUGAAGAGUUUGCUAUUCAGUAAUUAGAUAGAUGUGGAGCAACAUUCACUAUAUCAACCAGUCCUUAUCCCGCUCUUUUUAGCCCCUUCUGGUCAGAGUGCGUGACUCUACAGGUUCGAUCGUUUCAGAGCGUGCUAUUCAGUAAAUAGAUUGUGGAACAACAUCGUUGUAACUCUACAAACUAUGCCUUCCCCCUCUUUUUAAACUUUUUCUGACCUCUGCUAUAAAUGGUUACAGACUCACACGCUGUAUGAGUAGUUUCAAAAGCUUUUUACUAUUUUACUCUACAGAAAAUUAUUUAUGUCUUGAUGAUUUUGAUACUUUUGUUGUAGUGUUUUUUCUGAGAAUUUCGUGGCACAUCGAAGAACUUGUCCCUUAUUAGUUGACGAUGUUCUCUAUUCUCGUUGUCUGUCUUCUUAUUGUCUCGAUAUUACCGAAAUCAGUAGAGAAGUAGUUGUUUAAUAUAACGUUUGGUAAUAGUGGUCAAUGUAUGUAAGGAAUGCACUUCAUGGCUUAGACAACUUGUUUGUCACUGAAUAUUCCGCGCUGGAAUAACGUUGAAAGAAGAGGUUCAGUCAGUGGGGGACUUCUGAUCGGAUCGGAUCAAAUGGGCUCUAUAAAGUCUACGAGUUAAGUUGUGGUCUAAAAGAAGCUUUGAUCACAGAUUGCUUUGGUAUUCCUGUCUGAUUUUUGUUGAUUUUAAUCUUUGUUUUUCCUUCUGUCGUGAACGUGAGGCCGCAGCUAUUUUUUUUUUGUCCUUAGGAAUCAAUACAAAUCCGCUCUGCGACGACAGUGGUGUUUGCUAACGGCGAAAUCCGUCUCGUCGAUGAAACUUAUGCCCAGAAAAAAAAGACGUUUAAAUUGCACGAACUGGUUGACAGUGAAAAAUGUUCUGACGCACUGCCUUCUGACAGACGAGAUGGGGGGUGGGUAAGAGGGUCAAAGCAGAGUGCUGAAAUAUAGGUCUACUGCAUUCCUUCCCGUUAAAAGGCAAGCGCCUUUUCUGUGUAAGAAAAAGUUACUGGUUUGAAAAGAUUUUUCGAUUUUGAACGCAGAUUUGGACUCGCGUCUCCCCUCCGCCUGACAACUUCGAGAUAGAGCGAUCAGUGUAUAACAGUUCAUAUAUUAAGAGAGUUCCUUUGAAAAAGCAAAUCAUGAUAACGACUCUUUUCCAGUCUCGUUUCGUUGGCAGUUUGAAAACGUACCCAAGUCUGUCCAACCACUCAAUAAAAUAAACGUUCCCUUUGUUUGUAGGUCACCGUCAUGUAUGUUUUUUGAGCGGUUUUAGACUAACCGUUGGCGUUGAACACUGUAGACAGAUCUGUGCAGAAACGUGGAAAACCAACUAAGCUCAACUUCUAUGGGCGGUCUGAUUUUGUAGAACAGUGCGACCGGCACGAGAUAAAUGACAGGAAUCCAUUAGAACGAGAGGAUAAUUUAUAUUAGGAAGGCUAGAAAUCAGGACUACAGUAUAAACAUUCCACAAACUUUCUGACUCUCUUCACGAGAUUAGAUUUGGUUGAGUUGCAAACAAACUUAAACAUGGCCGUCAAAAAACUGUGUCCUAUCAUUUAGUUAUACAGAGAGAUUUGAUGCAUAAAGUUCAGUUUUCCAUAAUUACGUGAACAUUUCCUCUAUUCAUUACAGUUUCAAGGCAAUGCCCGAUGGCGUUUUUUCUCUCUUUAAAAGAGAAAUGUUGUGACACUUUGAUUCAUCUUUGCUGAGCACAAAAUUACUUUCGAAAAAAAUAAAAGGAGCAUUCAAAAUUAUACUGAAUUUGCCACAGUAAAAAAAAAGUGAGCUCGAACAAGGAUGGUCAAGAUUGGGUGGGACAGAUUGAUAUUGACUACAGCUAAGAACUUGAUGAAAUUUUCAAGAUGGUCCAAAACGACCACCGACCUCACUUCUUGAAAUAUUUAGCCUAAAUGUUUCAAGUUUCGUUUGCAAUCCGUGUUCAUCUUCUCCAUCCUUAACCAUCCUUGUACCUUAAUGGUUUAUUACUAUCUCCUUGCUGUUUUUCUCUCGUAGUAACCUACUAUUUUUAGGUGUCCUUCAUUUUUAAGGUAAUUUUGUACGUGGCCAAAAUGUCAUAAUUGACCUCACUUAACGAGCGCCGCAACUUUGAAAGAGCUACGUCACGGACCGCACAUCUUGAAAACAGUUGGCCAAGUUUUUCUUCAAAUUUGGUGUUUGUAAUCAGUCUAGAUCGUUUUCAGUUGUGGCCAUCCUUGUUUAUUUUCGGUUUUUUUGUGACAGUUUUGGUGUUAUUCUACCUUAGGAAAUAAUUAUUUUGAGAUUUUCUUCAAUUUAAAAGUACUCAGAAACUCACUUGAAAUAUCGAGCCGCUUUCAUCCAACUUUGCGGUCAUGAUUACUUAAAGAUGGAUGAAAAAACACCUCAUCUAAAAACGCUCACGAACAGCGCUCGAAAACAAGUCCAUCUGAAAUAUAACUUACAGGAGGUGAUUAAGAUCCCUGCUGGCUCCGUUUAACUAAUUACGUUUGUUACAGUAUCUUGAAUUCCUUUAUUUUCCUAAAACCAGUUACUUUUACUAUGUAAACUUCCUUUCCUUCCCUUUUGUCUUUUCUUUAUCAAUAAACAGUCGCCUAAAGAAUUCACUGAAGUAAUCAUUUCUCAGAUGGGAACUGUAAUUUGACAUUUUUAAACGUAAAUUUGAGAACAGAAAAUAUCGACUAAAAGUAACACAAACCCUGCAAACAGACAUUGUAAAACAGUUUCCGACAGUGAUCUUUGAGAGAAUAAUACAAUAACAUUGCGAAAGAAAGAACCCUUUACCGUGAAAUUGUGUGCUGUGCACGUGCUAUUAGAACGUUUGAAUUCCUUUCCAAAUUUAGAAUAAGCAUUUCAGUAUCAUUGCACAUUACUGACUCAUUGCUGGUUGUGUCUCUGCAUGUUUGAAAUUUGUUAUGUUUAUCAACUUCAAUCAUGACAUAUAAAUGGCCUGGAAACGUGAAGAAAAAUUAUUUUUCUAUGUAGAAUGUUUCAAUUGCUUUUUAUGUUCGUGGGACAUCAUUGUUGAAAAACACAUUUACUCCGUACCGGUCUCAGUUUACUAAGAAAAGACAGUUUAGAUUAGAACUCGGUUUCGAAAAAAGAAGGGUCGGAAAAUAAAGCUUUCAUUGGAUGGUCUGGUCCGGAAAAACUGUACCGCGAAAACUUAAAAUCGUCUCAACAUGAUCAAGAGGAUGAUUGGCUACUAAUUAUAUACACUCUUUUUUUAAGAGUGUAGGUAAUAAGAAUAUCUAGGCUGAAAUUUGCGAAAUUUUAAGAAUUUUUUAAGAGUAAACCUGAGGCUGAGAUUUUGAAAGAAUAUAAUUUUGUGUGUUGAAAAUAUAAUUCUUCCUUUCUCUAAAAGGCAAAACAGACCAAAAACAGCACUACCGUAUGUUCGAUGCUAAUACCAUUUCUGCAAGAAGGUAUGUGCUUCAUAUCAGGCUUGACUGCCUGCAGGUUGGCUCCAAAAUUACUUUAACACCAUCCAGACACAAAAUACAUUCGAAAACAGAAACGCCAUACGCUAUUAAGUGAGAAUAUUCACAAGAAUAUUUUCAGCCUAAAAUCGGCAAAAAAAAAAGUAUUCUGCGUCAGCCGGAAAAACAAUAUCAGUCUUAUAAAAAGAGAGGGUAUAUAGAAACCUAUAAACUGGAGAAGGUCGACCCUUGAAUAGUCUAACUCAGUUUUAAAAUCGAUAUUUUCAUUUAAUGUGUAACUGCUGGUUGUUGCUAAAGCAGUGAGAUUGCACACUCGCGGUUUCUAUCAACUUUAAUAAUUGACCCAGGUCUGAAGUCACUCGCCAGUUAUCGGUCGAAAGAUAUGUAUGUCGCCAAUGGAAAGCUAAAAACGGAGCCAACCCUUUGCGUUUGUUUUUCGAAAUGGUCUGACGUUAAACGUUGCUUAUAGAUCAGGAAUCCUGGUGCGAAAUUGAAGAACACUCAUUCCUACUUUGGUCUUACCAAGAGAAUAUGAUCAUAAUCUCUUGGUCUUACUUUGUGCAUUGAUUAGUUUAGUUUAUUAUUAUUUUUGCCACAUUAUAGAUAUAUUUUCGACCUAUUAAUCCAUAAGGCCAAGAAGCCCAGGGAGGCCAAUAAGGCUUAUGUAAAGGACUACCUUUAGAGAUACCUGAUGCGUCAUCGGCAGGCCAAUUUAUCUAAAUUUGUGGAUGCAUGUAUAUUUUCUGACACACACAGGACACACAAAGUGAUCAUAAUUUAGGAUAAAAAA
Molecule: messenger RNA, 13526 nt
Organism: Orbicella faveolata
Lineage: Eukaryota; Metazoa; Cnidaria; Anthozoa; Scleractinia; Merulinidae
Biological process (GO): anatomical structure morphogenesis; cell differentiation; regulation of transcription by RNA polymerase II
Molecular function (GO): DNA-binding transcription factor activity, RNA polymerase II-specific; RNA polymerase II cis-regulatory region sequence-specific DNA binding
Source: RefSeq, a predicted model, not a curated record